Scatophagus argus is the source of this 2642-nucleotide messenger RNA. Its product is annotated as tripartite motif-containing protein 16-like. Gene Ontology annotation, molecular function: zinc ion binding; protein binding. The record is from RefSeq and is a predicted model, not a curated record. Lineage: Eukaryota; Metazoa; Chordata; Actinopteri; Scatophagidae. The transcript has a single exon. The coding region runs from base 130 to 1812 and encodes 560 amino acids.
GAACCAACAUGCAGUGAAGUACAAGAGCUGACAGGCCCCGUUCACUGCACAAACACAUGUUGUUUAGAUCAGAGCUAAAACUGGUUUCAGUUCCGAGGAAGUGAAACUCAGAAACCUGUUGCAACUGAAAUGGCGCAGAAAGGACUUCAGCUCGACCGGGAAACCUUCUCUUGUUCGAUCUGUCUGGAUUUACUGAGGGAUCCGGUGACUACUCCCUGUGGACACAGUUACUGCAUGAACUGUAUUAAAGGCUUCUGGGAUGAAGAGGAUGAGAAGCAAGUCCACAGCUGCCCUCAGUGCAGGCAGACCUUCACACCGAGGCCUCUCCUGCUGAAAAACACCAUGUUAGCAGUUUUAGUGGAGGAACUGAAGAAGACUGAACUCCAAGCCGAACCUGCUGAUCACUGCUAUGCUGGACCUGAAGAUGUGGCCUGUGAUUUCUGCACUGGGAGAAAACUGAAAGCCCUCAAGUCCUGUCUGGUGUGUCUGGCCUCUUACUGUGAGAAACACCUCCAGCCUCAUUAUGAAUCACCCACAUUUAAAAAACACAAGCUGGUGGAGCCCUCCAAGAAGCUUCAGGACAGCAUCUGUUCUCAUCAUAAUGAGGUGAUGAAGAUGUUCUGCCGUACUGAUCAGCAGUGUAUCUGUUAUCUCUGCCCUGUGGAUAAGCAUAAAGGCCACCACACGGUGUCAGCUGCAGCAGAAAGGGCCGAGAGGCAGAGAGAGCUCGAGGUGAGUCGGCAAAGCGUCCAGCAGAGAAUCCAAGACAGAGAGAAAGAUGUGAAGGAGCUUCAGCGGGAGGUGGAGGCCAUCCAGCGCUCUGCUGAUAAAGCAGUGGAGAACACUGAGAAGAUCUUCACUGAGAUGAUCCGUCUCAUGGAGAAAAGAAGUUCUGAUGUGAAGCAGCAGGUCAGGUCCCUGGAAGAAACUGAAAUGAGGCAAGUCAAAGAGCGUCAGGAGAAGCUGGAGCAGGAGAUCACCGACCUGAAGAGGAAAGAGGCUGAGCUGAAGCAGCUCUCACACACAGAGGAUCACAUCCAGUUUUUACAUAAUUACCCGACACUGUUGCAACUUGGUGAGUCUAAAGACUCAAACAGCAUCAAUAUCCGUCCUCUGAGGUACUUUGAGGAUGUGAUAUCUGCUGUGUUAGAGGUCAGAGAUAAACUGCAGAAUAUUCUGAGUGAAAAGUCGACAAACAUCUCAUCGAAAGUAGCUGAAGUGGAUGUAUUAUUGCCACAGCCAGAGCCCAAGACCAGAGCAGAAUUUCUGAAAUAUUCAUGUGAAAUCACACUGGAUCCAAACACAGCCCACACAGAGAUGAUUUUAUCUGAGGGGAACAGAAAAGCAACAUUAAAGAGGCAACAACAGUUUCAUUCCAGUCACCCAGACAGAUUCGUUUACUGUUGUCAGGCCCUGAGUAUGGAGAGUUUGACUGGACGUUGUUACUGGGAGGUGAUCAGGAAAGGGAGGGUUUAUGUAGGCGUCGCAUACAAGAGUAUCAGCAGAGCAGUGUGCGCCACUGAAUGUGGACUUGGACUCAACCACAAAUCUUGGGCAUUAAAUUGUAAAAAAGAUGGCAUUUAUGAGUUUUAUUUUAACAAAAUCGUAACUCCAGUGUCAGGUCCUUCAUCCCCCAGAGUCGGAGUGUACCUGGACCACACAGCAGGUAUUCUGUCCUUCUACAGCGUCUCUCACACAUCUAACAUGACUCUCCUCCACAGAGUCCAGACCACAUUCACUCAGCCUCUCUAUGCUGGACUUCGGCUGUAUUACAAUUAUGGAGACAUUGCUGAGUUCUGUAAACUCAAAUAGACAGAAGUCAUUUCAGGGAGACAGUGGGUUAAAUGUUCUGUUUUUCAUUUCUGGAAGUUGUCUUGUAUCACUGAACAGUGUUACCACCUGUCUUUGUUUAGGUGGCUCUGCUUGCUGUGUCUGUUUAACUGUGGAGGCAAUCACUGCUCAAGACGAGCUGGGUUUCCCUGAAAUGACAUUUCUCUGCAUAAAAAUGUAAACAUGAUCAUAAUCAUUAAGAAGAUCUUUUAUUAUUUGCUUGUAUAUUGCUGAGAUUCUGGUCAAAAAGCUGAUUAUAUGGACGAAGUGAAUCUGGACGUGAAAUCACUGAACGCAAGUCAUUUAACAGACUUUUCUGUUGGGUUGUGUGAACAAACUCAAGGUUUCCACUCUGAGAAACAAACAUGAACAUGAUAUUUUCUGCUUAGUUUCAUUCCAGGAACAAAAAAAAAAAAAACAAGAAAAAUAUAUUAUUUGUAUAAUUUCCUCAGUGUCACCAGCUACAAACAACAUCCUCAUUUUAGCGACACUCGACUUGACACUGAGCUCUCGCCUUUAGCUCAGCUCUAACUAAACUCUCCUCCAGUUUGGCUGCCAGCUGGAGUAGCAGCUCAUUAGCAGAGAAGCUGUUCAUGUGAGAAGACACCAGUGCAGUGUGUGUUUGCCCCGGCAGAGUGUGUGUUUACUUGUCAGUAGAAAACAGGAAACUGGAAGUUCAUCACUAAGACAAAACAUAUGUAACAUAAGUAACGGCCCACUGCUUGUCAGGGUAUGAGUUAAAGGAAUAGAAUUAAUUUCAUUACAUUGUACUGAGUGUGAUUGCAUGUGACAAUAAAGAAAUUUUCUACAAA